UUUAAGCCAAAGUAGAAAGUACAAUAAGCAGAGAAAGUGAGAGAAGAAAAAAAAACAGACAGAAUAAAAAAAAAAGAGGAAGAAGAAGAAGAAGAAAACGAACAAAACAAAACCCAAUAAGCAGCGAUCGAAGCUUUUAAUAAAACAAAGAAGAGUGAAAAAGCUUUCGGCUUCUAAAGGGCAAAAUACGAACAAAGCCCACGACGACGCCGAGAAAUCAUUUGUGUUUGGUCGGAACAACAAGUUUACUUCUUCUUUUUGUGUUCGGUCUUUCUUUUUUUUUUGUCGCUUGUCUGAAUUUCUGGGUCAAUCUUGGGCAAAAAAAAAGAAAGGUUAUUCCUUUUUGUUCUCAAUUCAAUCUUCCAACAACACUUGUUGUUGUUUCUCUGCUUCCAAAGCUUGGGGUCCCGCUUCCCUCAUUCCCUCGCUUCAUUUCGAAUUCGUUGCUCUGUUCUCAAGCUCGAAUCUUUUUUCCUUCUUUCUUUCUCAAACUCCACUGAUCUCGAUUUGCUCCAGCUGUAAUUCUCAAAGUUCUUAGCUUUACGAAUUGGGCGUGAAAGGGAAAUGCUGGAUUGCUCUCUGCUCUGCUCUGAUUCAGUUUCGUCUUGAAGUUGGUAACUUUUGAGCUCUAGGGUUUGUAGUAUUAUCCUGAUACUGAAUCAGCCAAAGGUGGAAACUUUAAGGUUGUUAGUGUGAGCUGGGUAGUAGUUGAUGAUGAUCUCUGUUCUCUAGGGUUUUGGUUUUGGGAGGAGAUGAGAUUUGGAUUUGCAUUGUACAGCUCCUAGAUUUGUACCAAAAGCCUUCAGCUAAGUUCUUGAAAUGCUUCUGGAUUUGAGUUUAAGAAGUUAUAAUAAGUUCAUGAGUUGGAUCAAUUGGUGUGAAGGAUAACUAGCCUCUGAUUGUUUCCAUUGGCUUUUGAGUUUCUAAGAAGAAGAAGAAGCACAAAGAGAGAGAAGUAUGCAAGGUGCUGAAGAUCAUCACAGGAUUGAUCUAGCUGAGCUGAAACUGCAUAUAGUGAAGAAGAUUGGGGCUGAGAGAUCAAGAAGGUACUUUUAUUACUUGGGUAGGUUUCUGCGUCAGAAGCUUACUAAGGUUGAGUUUGAUAAGUCAUGUCACCGUCUUUUGGGGAGGGAGAAUCUUCCUCUACACAACAAGCUGAUUCACUCCAUCUUGAAGAAUGCAUCUCUUGCUAAAUCCCCACCACUUCAAAAAACCAAAUCUUUGGUGCUUGGGAAAGAAGAUGGACCUCAACAAAGCGGAUCUCUCAUCCCUAACCAUAAUCCGGUUUUGUCAAAUGGGGUGUUACACAAGGUCCGGUCUGGAAAGUGUGAUAGGCCUAGUCCACUUGGGCCUAACGGAAAGGUUGAUAGUCUGUUGCAUCAGCCACUUUGUAGAGAAGACGGAAGCAGUAAUAGAAAUAAAGAGAACGGUGACGUUGGACCUGUUGCUUAUCAUAGUUCAGGUCCAGAUUCUGGUGAACGAGGCGGUCCAUUACCUUAUCAUAGUAAAGGUAAGGUCACAGCACAAGUUAUCAGAGAUGAUGACGUAGCUCAAGAGGAGCGAGGUAGAUUGGUUCUUUCCAAGAAUCCUGUAAUGGCACCUCUAGGGAUUAUUCCAUACAGUGGGACCCGGAGAACAGUUCCAGCUUCGACCAAGGGUGACUUCAUUACUUGCUAUGACAGUGGUGGAUUAUCAGAGACAGAGAUGUUGAGGAAGAGGAUGGAGAGUAUUGCAGCAGCACAGGGUCUAGGAGGGGUUUCAGCGGAGUGUUCCACUAUGUUAAAUAACAUGUUGGACGUGUACUUGAAGAAACUGGUCAAAUCAUGCGUUGAUUUGUCUGGAGCUCGGUCCACGAAUGGAAACCAAAGUUUAGACAAACCGCAGAGCCGAGAGAAGAUUGUGAAUGGGAUGUGGCCGAGUAACCAAGCGUCUGAGAUAACGCAAGAACAGCAGCAUCCGGUGUCUUUGCUUGAUUUUAGAGCUGCAAUGGAGCUAAAUCCACAUCAACUUGGCGAAGACUGGCCGUUACUUCUGGAGAAAAUCUCCAUGCGUUCAUUUGAGGAGCGAGAAGGGGUGUGAAUGAAAAUGUUUGGGGAUGUUGGAUGUUGCAAAUUGUCUGAGUAAAGCUGCUCUUGUCCCAAAGAAACUGGUUUUGGUCCAGUGGAGCUGAUGGCUGAGAGACAUAUCUAAGUUCUGCAGCGGCAAACUCGGGGCAGAUCAGUGGCCAUCGCAGCGAGUUUCAAGAUCUGUGAGGCUGAUAAGGGAAUCAAGAGAGAGAGUUUUGGAAGAGAUACUUUGGGUUUGAGGUGGGAGCAAGGUACAAAAUAGUCGUGUAAUAUCUGGAGUAUUGCUGUGUAUGUAACAUAGUCUUAGAAUUGUUUAAACUUUAUAGCUUUGAAAAGACAUUGACGUCACUUUUAGCUGCAUUUCCUUUACAGUUUUGUUUUCACAUUUCAAUGAAAAAGGUUAUUUUUAUAGUC
Brassica napus (rape) is the source of this 2480-nucleotide messenger RNA. RefSeq lists its product as uncharacterized. NCBI's taxonomy places the organism in Eukaryota, Viridiplantae, Streptophyta, Magnoliopsida, Brassicales, Brassicaceae. The record is from RefSeq and is a predicted model, not a curated record. Bases 958 to 2079 code for a protein of 373 amino acids. Gene Ontology annotation, cellular component: SAGA complex. Gene Ontology annotation, biological process: regulation of transcription by RNA polymerase II. Gene Ontology annotation, molecular function: transcription coactivator activity. The transcript is spliced from 2 exons.